Molecule: messenger RNA, 1386 nt
Organism: Gymnodraco acuticeps
Lineage: Eukaryota; Metazoa; Chordata; Actinopteri; Perciformes; Bathydraconidae
Exons: 6
Coding region: 629-1291 (220 amino acids)
Source: RefSeq, a predicted model, not a curated record
UGGGGGGAUCUGGACUCACGACCCCUCUAUUUCUCUUAGCUACAGCUCAUAGUAUUACAAUGAUUUGUUUUUUAUGUCUUUUCAAUCAAGUGUGUCGGAGAGACAGCUGCGUCUCUUCCAGCCUUCCUUUAUAUUAACGGUUAGUGGAGAUCAGGAACCACUGAGCAGAGAGAGAACAAAAGUGAAUCAAAAGUAACCAAAGCCUGUGCAGGAGCAGUGGGCGACUGAAAACUUAAACAAAAAUGGCUCUUAAUCUCAACACAGAAUAAAUAUUGUUACAUUAAAUAUAAAAUGUGAGGAAAUACUGCUGGUAUUGCUACUUUUUGCUCUUUAUCUAAUAUGAACCGGCUUUUUUUUUUUUUAAAUGAAUAACAUGAACCCUGGAGGUGCGAGGAACAGCUUAAAACAAGUUUGGAUUUACUCUUUGAGCCUCUGCUUGCUGUUAUGUGAUGGGAUUUAAAUUCUAUAACAGGUCAAAAGUCUCCUCUCCCACUGUCCCCUGGGCUGUUUGCUUACAUCAGUUCACAAGAAGUGGAGAUACAUCCAGGGGGGAGACUAUAAAGAGAGCAGAGCUGAGAGUGUAAGACGAGGCGCAAAAGGAAAACUUUAGAUCAAGAACAAACGAGCCAUGUUGAGGAUGAAGUGUGUUUCUGUCGCUGUCCUGCUGAGUCUUCUCUCUCUGGGAGACUCUGCUCCUCUGAGCAGCUGUGAGAGUCUGCUGAAACCCAUAACUAUCAGCAAUGAAAAUAUUAUGGGAAAGUGGCUGUACGUCGGGGGGAGUUCGGACCUCCCUGGAAGUCGCUCUCUGGGUCGUCUGUUGUCCAGUGUCUGGCUGGACAUCACUGCAACCUCUCAGAGCAACAUCCUCAACAUCAUUCAGACUCAAAGAAUAUAUGGAAAAUGUUGCAGCUUAGUAUUCAAUGUGACCUUUGAAAACAGCACGAUGGUAAUUGAACAACCUUUCUACCUGAAUGAGGUCUACCUGCCGACUGACUGCUCCGACUGUCUGGUUGUAUAUGAAGAAGUUAGCUCUGGCAGAGACACUUUCACCAGUCUCAUGCUUUUUAGCAAGAGACAGAGUGUCUCACCUGAUUUUGUGGAGAUGUUUAAGGCACAAGCAGAAUGUCUAGAGAUGCCGUCGCCCAUAAUGAUAGACACAGAUUACGAAAUCUGCCCAGACAACAUUGCGCCCUCAGAGGGGAUCAGCGCCCUCAACUCCUUAUUAGAGGCAAAGAUUGGACAUCGGGUUGCAAAACUCCUGGAUGCUUUUUUUGAUGCGUUUGUGAACUGAUUUUGAAUUAGCUUUGUAUGAGAAAGUAUAUAUUUUCUUUCCUGAUAUAGACAAGUAUUUCAUAAGAAUUGAAUAAAGUAAGAUGGAGGAACUGC